CCGAGUUUAGCACACAGCUACUAACUGCUAAAGUAUUCUUAGUAAAUAUUUAGUUUCUGUCUGCAGUCGCAGCUUUUAAGGUUUUAAUCAUGAUGAUCAAUCUUUAGUUUAUUAAUAUUUAGUUUAUUGUGACGUUUCAUUAAAGGUAGAUCUCCUGGACCAUGUCUCAGCAUUUCCACCUGAACACUCCUCUGCUGGAGAGCGUCAGCAUGUCCAAGCGGGUGGGGACCACCGUUUAUUUGAAGAUGGAGAACUGCCAGCCCUCUGGAUCCUUCAAGAUCAGGGGGAUAGGACACCUGUGCCAGCAGCUUGCAGGACAGAGCAGAGGAAUCGUUUGUUCUUCAGGAGGGAAUGCUGGUAUGGCUGCAGCCUAUGUGGCCAGAAGAAUGGGGCUUCCAGCGACUGUGGUGGUUCCCUCCUCCACCCCUCAGCUGGUGGUCCAGAGGCUCCAGGACCAAGGAGCUGCUGUCAGGAUUGUAGGGAAGGUCUGGGACGACGCCAAUGCAGAAGCUCUGAGACUGGCAGAGACAGAAGGCCUGACCUUGGUUCCUCCGUUUGAUCACCCUCUGCUGUGGCAGGGCCACGCCUCCUUGGUGGCCGAGGCUGCAGCCGCUCUGGGCCCCGACAGGAAGCCCGGCGCCAUCCUACUCUCCGUGGGAGGGGGGGGACUCCUCUGUGGGGUCGUCCACGGUCUGAGGGACGUUGGCUGGAUGGAUGUGCCCAUCAUUGCCAUGGAAACAGUGGGAGCCGACUGUUUCAACGCUGCAAUAAAGGCGGGGAAGGUGGUGACGUUGGAGGACAUCACCAGUGAAGCCAAGUGUCUGGGAGCGAAGACGGUCUGCCAGGCGGCCUUCGACUUCAGCCAGAGCGGCGAGCUGAACAUCAUCUCAGAGCUGGUGAGCGACCAGGAGGCACUGAAGGCUGUCUGCACCUUCCUGGAUGAGGAGCGCGUUCUGGUGGAGAUGGCAUGUGGAGCAGCGUUGGCGGCUGUCUACAAUGGACUGAUAGCCAGACUGCAGAAACAAGGUGGUCUGCCGACUCCCCUUGGCCCCCUGCUGGUGGUGGUGUGCGGCGGAAGCGGCAUCAACAUGGAGCAGCUGGACAGUCUGAGGCAGAAGCUGCUGAGCUGAACCAGUGGAUACUGGGACCAGUUCAAAGCUGGAAACUAGAAGCUCUGAAUGACGGUGUGAUUUACUUUAGCUGGGAGUUUAAUGGAGGCCGUGGAGACGCUUGAUGAUGAUGAUGAUGAUGAUGAUGAUGA
This is a messenger RNA of Cyprinodon variegatus (sheepshead minnow), 1261 nucleotides long. It is a transcript of the gene sdsl, whose product is annotated as serine dehydratase-like. Gene Ontology annotation, molecular function: threonine deaminase activity; L-serine ammonia-lyase activity; pyridoxal phosphate binding. Gene Ontology annotation, biological process: L-threonine catabolic process; L-serine catabolic process. The transcript is spliced from 9 exons. NCBI's taxonomy places the organism in Eukaryota, Metazoa, Chordata, Actinopteri, Cyprinodontiformes, Cyprinodontidae. The record is from RefSeq and is a predicted model, not a curated record. The coding region runs from base 162 to 1130 and encodes 322 amino acids.